CAACCCAGACGGCGUGAGGUCCGCGGCGCGCAGCGGGGGUUUCCAAGCUCAGAGGACGGAAUGGAGCGGAUCCUGGCCGCGCUCAUCGCCCUGCUCUCAUGGCAAAGCUGCCGAAGCCAGCAGAGAGGACUGUUCCCUGCUGUGCUGAAUCUGGCUACCAUGGCAGACAUAAAGGCGAAUGCCACCUGCGGUUCUAAUGGUCCCGAGAUGUUUUGUAAGCUUGUGGAGCACGUACCGGGUCAGCCUGUGAGAAACCCUCAAUGUAGAACCUGCAAUCAGAGCAGCACAAACCUGUAUGAACGGCAUCCAAUAGAAUACGCCAUCGAUGGAACGAACAAAUGGUGGCAGAGCCCGUCCAUAAUGAAUGGAAUGGAGAACCACUAUGUGACCAUCACACUGGACUUGAAACAGGUUUUUCAAGUCGCCUACAUGAUAAUCAAGGCAGCCAACUCCCCCCGUCCAGGUAAUUGGAUCUUGGAGCGGUCGAUAGAUGGCGUGACCUUUGAACCCUGGCAGUACUAUGCAAUCACGGACACCGAGUGCAUGACUAGAUUCAACAUAAUUCCUCGCAGAGGGAAUCCGUCCUACACCAGAGACGAUGAAGUCAUCUGCACGUCCUUUUACUCAAAGAUUCAUCCGCUGGAGGAUGGAGAGAUCCACACGUCCUUGAUCAAUGGUCGACCCAGCGCUGAAGACCCCUCCCCGACCCUGCUGAACUUCACGUCAGCCCGCUACAUCAGGCUGGUGUUCCAGCGAAUCAGGACGCUGAACGCCGACCUCAUGACGCUGACGCUCCGCGACCCCAGAGAAAUCGACCCCAUUGUGACAAGACGGUAUUAUUAUUCCAUUAAAGACAUUUCAGUUGGAGGGAUGUGUAUCUGUUACGGUCACGCCAAAUCCUGUCCACUGAACGCGGCUACUAAGAAGUUUAGCUGUGAAUGUGAACACAACACAUGCGGGGAGAGCUGCGAUCGCUGUUGCCCGGGUUACCACCAGCAGCCCUGGAUGGCGGGGACUCUCUUCACUCGGCACGUCUGCGAGAAGUGUAACUGCCACGGCAAGGCAGAUGAAUGCUACUUUAACCAGACGGUGGCCAAUCUGUCGCUCAGCCUGGACGUCCAGGGCCAGUACAGAGGAGGCGGAGUUUGCGUCGGCUGUCGCAGCAACACAGCCGGGAUCAACUGUCAGAGUUGUGUACCUGGAUACUACAGACCUGCAGAGAUAAGUGCCGAUGAGGAGAACCCGUGUGAGCUCUGCUCCUGUGACCCACACGGUUCUCUCAGCCAAAGCUGUGUUGCCGAUUCCAGCCAAGCAACGCCCAGUCAGCCGGCAGGGUCGUGCUGGUGCAAGGAGGGUUACGGGGGCCCGCGAUGUGACAGGUGUGCCGUCGGUUACAAGGGCUACCCGUCCUGUGAGCGCUGCAACUGCAGCAUGGAGGGAAGCAUCAACACUGACCCGUGCAUAACACCGUGCGUGUGCAAGGAAAAUGUUGAGGGCGGGAACUGCGAUCGUUGUAAACUGGGAUUCUACAAUCUGCAACGUGACAACCGGCGGGGAUGUGAGAAGUGUUUCUGCAUGGGCGUUUCCAGUCAGUGCUCUGCCUCCACAUGGACCUACCAGAAUGAGAGCAGUUUGUUGGGUUGGCACCUGGUCGGAGAGUCGGGAGGACGGAUCUGGUCUGUUCACAGACAAACGCCUCCAUAUCUGAGUGUGAGACAUUCGGAUGUGGUGAAUGAGCUUGGCUCCGCCUACUACUGGAACGCACCUGGACUACACCUGGGAAACAAGUUGACAGCAUAUGGAGGGAUCGUGACUUUCACCAUCUCGUAUACUACAGACCAACAAGUGCAAUCAGCCAUCAGAGUCACCUCAGAACCGGACCUCAUCAUACAGGGAGGUGGGAUGAAGAUCAUCGAUAAGCGCUUCGGUCAGCCUGUGUACCCCUCCUCGUCCAGCACCAGUCGCAUCCUCCUCCUCCCUGAGAACUUCCUGGUUUCUGAGACAGGACGGCCCAUCAACCGGAGGGAUUUCUUGUUGGUGCUGGCCAAUGUGACCAGCGUGAUGGUGCGGGCUUCCUACAGCACAGAAACCAGUGCCGUCUACAGACUCCACUCAUUCUCAAUGCAAGUAGCAAGUCCUUCUGGCGGAAGUGAGAGGACAGCGUCAGCUGUGGAAAUGUGUUCUUGUCCUCCUGGGUAUGCUGGGACAUCCUGUGAGAUGUGCGUUCCUGGUUUUCGGAGAGUUAACGGUAACCUCUACCAUGGUGUGUGUGAACCUUGCCGCUGCCAUGGACAUGCGAUUCAAUGUCACGAGGUCACAGGACACUGUCUGGACUGCUCCCACAACACUGCCGGCCAGUACUGUGACACUUGUCUACCUGGUUACUACGGCAACGCCACCCGUGGGUCACCGGCAGACUGUCAGCCCUGCGCCUGUCCGCUUCUUCUUCCCAGCAACAACUUCAGCCCCACCUGCCACCUGGAUGAAGACGGGGAACUGGUGUGCAACAGGUGUCAGAUGGGCUACACGGGACCCCGAUGUGAAAGAUGUUCGAAUGGAUUUUACGGACAGCCCGACAUUCCUGGCGGAUCCUGCCGACCCUGCGAUUGCAACGACAACCUGGAUCUGUCCGUUCCUGGCAGCUGCGAUCACAUCACGGGCCAGUGUCUGAAGUGUCGCCAAGGUUAUGGCGGUGCGGCUUGUGAGAGCUGCGCUGAUGGUUACUAUGGAGAUGCUAUCCGGGAAAAGAACUGCCAACCUUGCCAAUGCCAUGUUAACGGCUCUCUGUCUGGAGUCUGUGACAAAUAUAGCGGUCAGUGCCAGUGCAAAGAGGACGUGUUGGGUCGACAGUGCGAUAAAUGCAGGCCCAGCUACUGGUGGGAUGCAGAGCAUCACGGGUGUACGCCCUGCCGCUGCAGCCCUCGCGGUUCAGUCGCCCAGAGGUGUGACCCCGAGGGCCGCUGCACCUGUCGCCCCGGCUUUGCGGGCUCACGCUGCGAUCAGCGUCGCCCGGGUUACGAGAGGCGGGAAACCCGGCGGCCUGUGGAGCGCGUUCCCAUAGAAGCUGUGCUCCAGAGACGGGGGGGCACUUCCCGCUCGGGGGGUUGUCCCAGGGGAGCGUACAAGCCUCAGGCGGGGCCUGAGACUCACGGCAUUACCACGGGCGGCGUGUGCGUCCCCUGCCACUGCAACUCCUUCGGUUCCAAGUCGUUUGACUGUGAUGACUCGGGUCAGUGUCGCUGUCAGCCAGGUGUCAGUGGACCCAAGUGUGACAGGUGCUCACGAGGGUUCUUUAACUUCCAGGAGGGCGGCUGCACAGCCUGCCAGUGCAGUCAUGUGGGAAACAACUGCGAUGCAAAUACCGGACAGUGCAUUUGUCCUCCUAACACAAUCGGCGAAAGGUGCGACCGCUGUGCUCCAAACCACUGGGGACACGACAUUACAACUGGUUGUAAGGAGUGUGGCUGCAACGUGGUUGGCUCCCUGAGCCAGCAGUGCAACAUGAACACCGGCUGCUGCUCGUGCCGCGACUCCUUCAGAGGAGAGAAAUGUGAUGAAUGCCAAAUUGGAUACCGAGACUUUCCUCAGUGCAUACAGUGCCAGUGCAGCUUUGCAGGAUCGGACAGCCAGACCUGCGACCUGGAGAGGCGAGUGUGUGCCUGUGCAGAUCAAACUGGAAAAUGCAGCUGCAAGGUGAACGUGGAGGGCAGCGACUGCGAUCGCUGUAAACCCGACAUGUUUGGGCUGUCGGCGAGGAACCCACUCGGGUGCAGCAAAUGUUACUGUUACGGACUGACGCAUUCCUGCACCGAGGCGCAGGGUCUUAUCCGGAUGUGGCUAACACUGAAACCAGAGCAGACAGAGCUCCCCCUGGUGGACAAAUUCAACGCGGUAAAGACGAGAAGCGGCGUCAGCUUCCAGCAUCCGGAAAUCAUCGCUCGAGCAGAACAAGUCCAGGCGACUCUCUCCGAGCCGUUCUAUUGGCUACUGCCGGAGCAGUUCACCGGCUCCAUGAUCACGGCGUACGGCGGGCAGUUGAAAUACGCGGUGUACUACGAAGCCAGAGAUGAAACCGGGCCGUCUUCCUACGAGCCCCAGGUCAUCGUCAAAGGCGGUCCGAACCACAACAUGUUGAUGUUUCGACACAUCGCGGGAAUUCAGAUCGGACAGCUCACUCGGCAUGAGAUCGACAUGACAGAGCACGAGUGGGCGUUUGCAGAUGGACGUCCAAUGACUCGAGAGGACUUCAUGGACAUUUUGUUCCAUGUUGACUACAUCCUGAUUAAAGCAUCUCAUGGCAACUUGAUGAGACACAGCCGAGUUUCAGAGAUCAGUCUGACGGUAGCAGAGGAGGGAACGCCGUCUGAGGAAAGCGAGAAGGCCCAUCAGAUCGAGAAGUGCGAGUGUCCAGCAGGAUACUCUGGACUUUCCUGUGAGGAAUGCGCCGCAGGCUUCUACCGUCUCCGCACCGCUGGGCCGGCCGGGGCUUUUCCAGCGGUCCGAGCGCCCACCGCUGCUGGCAUGGGCAGCUGUGUUCAGUGCCAGUGCAGUGGGCACUCCUCCACGUGUGAUCCCGAGACAUCCAUAUGCCAGAACUGCCAAGACAACACAGAAGGUGAUCGCUGUGAACGCUGCAUGCCAGGAUUCUACGGCGUGGUCCGAGGUUCCCCGGACGACUGCAAACCCUGCGCCUGUCCCCUUCCCAACCCAGAGAAUAAUUUUAGCCCAACGUGUAUUGCUGAAGGAGUGGAUGACUACCGCUGCACCGCUUGUCCAGAGGGAUAUGAGGGAAAAUACUGUGAGAGAUGUGCCACCGGUUACCAUGGUAACCCGAGGAUGGCAGGUGGUCGUUGUGAAGAGUGUAAGUGUUCCUCAUGGGGAGCGUUUGCCGGACCAUGUGACUCUGUAACCGGCCAAUGCCAGUGCAGGGUCGGGGCGUCGGGAACGUCGUGUGACCAGUGCAUGGAUAGGCAUGUGUGUGGAGCCGCUGGGAUCAUCUCCUGUGAUGAUGAGUGCUCUGGUUUGCUGAUAAGUGAUAUGGAUCGCUUGUAUCGCAUCAUCACUGAGGUCACUCUGACCACACCCCUCCCACCACCUUAUAAGGUGUUGUACCGAUUUGAGAACAUGACGGACGAGCUCAAGCACAUGUUGUCACCUCAGAAAGCUCCAGAAAGAUUACUGCAGCUCGCCGACUCCAACUUGGGAUCCCUGGUUGUUGAGAUGGACCAGCUGCACAGCAGGGCCACUAAGGUGUCGGCUGAUGGAGAGCAGGUAGUGGAUGAUUCUGACAGGAUUCACAGACGAGCUGAGGAUUUGGAAAAGUUCAUCAAGGACACGCUGCUCGGAGCCAGAGACCUUCAGUUCAAGGCCGCCGAACUCAACAAAACCCUCUCGAGGAAAGAUGGAACUCCAGACAAGAGCCUGAGUGAGAUGAAGGAGGACAUCCAGGCCAUGCUGGAGGAGAUGAGAAAGCGACAGCUUGGACGAAUGAAAAUAACUGCAGAUGAAGAGAAGGAUCUUGCUGAAGAAUUGCUUCAAAAAGUCAAAAGGUUAUUUGGUGACCCCCAUCAAGCCACGGAGGACCUGAAAGCUGAGAUAACAAAGAAGCUGUCCGACCAUGACGAGAAGCUCCAGGAGGCCCAAGAUCUUCUAAACGAGGCUCAGUUGAAGACGAGACAGGCCGGCUCGUUGGCCAACCAAAACCUGGCCAACCUCACAUCUUUGGAGAGGAAGCGAGCUGCAGUGAGUGAGAUAAAGGAAGACGUACAGAAGGUCUUUGGAGAAAGUGAACAUCUACUCGAGGAUGCAAAUGAACUCUCUAAUAACAUCAAAGAAGAGUUACAGGAUUUGGAGGAGAUGGGGCGAGAACUCAGUCCUCUUCACGACCAACUGGAUGAUAAAGUCAAGUCCCUCACAGAUGGGUUGAGCGAUGGCAGCCUGGCUGACACCGUGGACGAGGCGGAGAAUCACGCCAAAGAGCUAAAUGAAUCUGCUGCCAUUCUAGACAGCAUUUUAGCAGAGGCUAAAAACCUCUCCUUCAACGCAACUGCCGCGUUCCACGCUUACACUAACAUUAAAGACAAAGUUGAUGCUGCAGAAAAAGAAGCCAAAGAGGCCAAACAGAGGGGAACCGAGGCGCUGGAGCUGGCUAUGGGUCCAGACGUCCCAGUAAAGGAGGCGGCUAAGAGUGCUCUGCAGAAGAGCCACGUUUUAUUGAACAAGGCAAAGCAACUGGAAAAUGAUGUCAGAGAAAAUGCCGACAGCGUGGCGGGCCUCAAGGGCCGAGUUAAAGCAGCAAAAGACAAGAGCAAAGAGCUUCUCAAAGCCAUCAAUGGAACUAAAGCGACGCUCGGCGCCAUUCCCAACGACACAUCAGCUAAGCUGGCAGCCACAAAAGCUGUAGCGGCUGACGCCAACGCCACCGCCAUCGAUGUCCUGGAGCGCCUGGGAGAACUCAACCUGCGCCUCGGCGGUCUGCAGCUCAACUACAGCGAGCUGGAGGAUACAGUCAGCGCAGCCAAUCAGAUGAUCCAGGACCCGGAGAAAAACAUCCACGCUGCCGGAGCUAAAGUGAAGGAAUUGGAGGACGAGGCUGACAGACUGUUGGAGAAGCUGCAGCCAAUCAAAAUGAUGCAGGACAAUUUAAGACGCAACAUCUCCCAAAUCAAGGAGCUGAUCAGCCAGGCCAGAAAACAAGCCAAUUCAAUUAAAGUCUCGGUUUCAUCGGGCGGCGACUGUCUUCGUAGUUACCGUCCCGACAUCAGAAAAGGGAGGUACAACACCAUCAUCCUUCAUGUCAAAACCACCACACCUGAUAACCUGCUCUUCUAUCUGGGAUCCACUAAAUAUGUUGAUUUCCUGGCCUUGGAGAUGCGUAACGGGAAGGUGAAUUUCCUCUGGGAUGUGGGUUCAGGUGUUGGAAGGCUCGAAUAUCCCGUUCACACCAUCCACGAUGGGAACUGGCAUCGGAUAGAAGCUUCUCGCAACGGUCUGAAUGGAACCAUCUCAGUGUAUCCUCUGGAAGGUCCAAUGGCAGGUAUGAUGCCAACUCCAGCCAGCGCCAACUCACCUGCGGCUUUCACCAUCCUGGACGUCGACCAGAAUGCCUACCUGUUUGUAGGAGGGAUAUUCAACACUGCCAAGAAAGCAGAAGCUGUAAAGACCUCAACGUUCACCGGCUGUAUGGGAGAAACUUUCUUAGAUGGAAAACCAAUUGGACUUUGGAACUACAGAGAAAGACAGGGAGACUGUAAGGGUUGUGUUGUGAGCCCCCAGCGUACCGACAGUGAGGGGACGGUUCAGCUGGAUGGAGAAGGCUACGCUUCGGUGGGAAGACCCACCAGGUGGAACCCAAAUGUGUCCACCAUCACCUUCAAGUUCCGCACUUUCACGUCUGACGCUCUGCUGAUGUACAUGGCCACUGAGGACAUGAAGGACUUCAUGUCGCUGGAGCUCUCAGAAGGGAAAGUGAAGGUGAAUUUUGAUCUCGGGUCAGGAGUUGGAAAGGCGGUUUCAGCCAAACGGCAAAACGACGGACGCUGGAAAGCUCUCACUGUGUCGAGAAACAAGAAGCAAGCCGUCGUGACUAUCGUGGACAUUGACAGUGGCAUUGCUGAGGACAAAAUUGUGGCCACGUCUCAAGGUUCUGCUACAGGUCUGAACCUCAGAGAGAGCCAGAAAAUCUAUUUUGGGGGGCUUCCAACCAUAGGAAACUACAGGCCUGAGGUCAUUCUGAAGCGAUAUGCUGGUUGUCUCCGAGAUAUUGAAGUCUCCAGAACUCCAUAUAACCUUCUCAGCAGCUCAGACUAUACAGGCAUCACUAAAGGAUGUAAUGUGGAGAAUCUGCACACAGUGAGCUUCUCAAAGCCUGGAUUUAUGGAGCUGGGGGGCCUCUCCCUUGCAGUGGGCACAGAGAUCAGCCUGUCGUUCAGCACUUUACAGGACACUGGGACCAUUCUGCUGGCCGUCGGAGGAGCCUCAACAUCUAGACAGCAGGCGCGGAACUCCAAGAGGAGGCGGAGACAGUCGGGAGAGCCCUACCUCUCCGUCAUGCUUAACUCGGGUUCUCUAGAGGUCUUGGUGUUCACGCGCAGCCACAGUCCUCACCGCGUCACCAGGCGUCCCGACCAGGGCGUCCUGAACGACGGCAGAGAGCACUCGCUGCGCAUCGAGAGGCUACCUGGCAGAUCUUUUGCCGUCCAGGUGGAUGAAGAAGCUAAGCUAGAGGCGGCGCUUCCUAAUGAUCAGCCAAUCAGCUUGCAGCGUCUUUUCCUCGGGGGAAUUCCAGCAGAGGUGGAGCAAACAUCCAACAGGGCCAACGUCCCAUUCCAGGGAUGCAUUUGGAAUCUCAUGGUCAAUGCUGUGCUCUCAGAUUUCUCACAGCCGGUUUCCUUUGAAAACGCUGAAAUCGGCCGCUGCCCCAACCUCGUCCCCCCUCAGCCUCACCUCCCAGAAGAGAAGGUGGAACAGCCCCAACCAGUCAGUCCCGUUCUGACCCCCUCCCAGGAAACCAGGACUCCCAGCCCUCCUGCUGAGACCACGCCCCCUGCCCCGCCCACUGCUGCUGUAGCUCCACCCUCUAUUAACCUGGAUCCUGACACAGAUUUGGAUUCAUGUCCGUCUGCAGAGCCUCCCAAAGUCAUUGAGACGGCGUUCCAGUUUGGACUGACCAGGAACAGCCACAUGAGCUUCAGCUUCGACGACGCCAAAGUCAGAGAGAGGUUAGUACGCGGUGAAACCAGUUCAUCAUUCCGCCUGCCCUGCAGGACAACUAAUUUAUUGAGGACAAAGGAGCAGUCGGGUCUGGUUCUGUACAUGGCGAGAAUCAACCACGCCGACUUUGUUUCCAUUCAGAUCAAAGACGGGCAGGUUUGUCUGGGAUACGACCUCGGCCGUGGAAACAUCUCAGGCUGCGUUCCUUUCUCCAUCAAUGAUGGCAGCUGGCACAAGAUCCGUGUGAGUCGAAACAAGCAGAGAGGCGUUCUAACAGUAGAUGGGCUGUACAGCAAACAGAUGACCAGCCCAAAUAAGGCUGACCUGUUAGACGUUGUGGGAACCUUGUAUGUCGGUGGAUUACCACAAAGCUACACCACCAAGAGAAUAGGACCCAUUCUCUACAGUAUCAACGGUUGCAUUCGAAACUUGAAGAUGGUUGGAAGUCCUGUUGGCACCAAAUCUGCCCCUGCAGCAUCGGAGGACUUCAAGCUGAACAUGGCGGCGCCCGCUUCCAGUCACAUGGUCGGGAGGUGCUUCACGGAGACGGAAACAGGCUCUUAUUUUGACGGGACUGGCUAUCUGAAAGCAGUGGCCUCUUACAGGGUCGGUCUGGAUGUGUCCAUAGCUCUGGAGUUCAGAACCACCAGAACCAACGGAGUUCUUUUGGCCGUCAGUGACCAGGACAAAGAUGGACUGGGUCUGGAGAUUGUCCAGGGGAAGUUGCUCUUCCACGUCGACAACGGAGCCGGCAGGAUCACCGCGGAGCACGCUCCGGAGGGAGCGGACUUCUGCGACGGUCGGUGGCACGCCGUCACGGCCACCAAGCUCCGCCACAAGCUGGAGCUGGAGGUGGACGGGCGGAAGAGCCGAGCCGAGUCCCCGAACGCUCGCUCCAGCACCUGCGACACCAACAACCCCGUCUAUGUGGGGGGAUAUCCUGAUGGAGUCCACCAGGCGGCUCUGACCACGAAGAGGUCCUUCAGAGGCUGCAUGAGGAGCCUGAAGAUCACCAAGGCGUCUAAGACCAUGGAUGUGCAGUUCAACAAGGCCCCAGAGAUCAGAGGAGUCCAGCCUCUCUCCUGUCCUAAAGUGGCCUAACUCCUCCCUCUAAGCUGCAUGUUUUCAGAUCAUCACCUCCUUUCUGUUAGAAAUACAGCUGGUUUGAUGUGGCAGAAGCUUUUUUUCUUUUCGUUUUAGGCCAAUUUCUUCAAAAACCCUUGCUGUGGAUGUGAUUAUUUUAACUGAAUUUACCGCCUUCACCCACCGUGUGAGGCUCCGCUCAAUAAAGCUGCAAGAGCUGAAAUAUGA
Messenger RNA from Oryzias melastigma (Indian medaka), 10023 nucleotides. RefSeq names its product laminin, alpha 2 (gene lama2). The record is from RefSeq and is a predicted model, not a curated record. Bases 61 to 9813 code for a protein of 3250 amino acids. The transcript is spliced from 73 exons. NCBI's taxonomy places the organism in Eukaryota, Metazoa, Chordata, Actinopteri, Beloniformes, Adrianichthyidae. Gene Ontology annotation, biological process: regulation of cell migration; regulation of embryonic development; regulation of cell adhesion. Gene Ontology annotation, molecular function: signaling receptor binding.